AGUGUUUGUUCGCUCGCGGACCUCGUCGCGACGAAUUUCGCGCGAGAUGCUGCGCGAGCCGGUUUAGUUUCCGUAAUAGUUGCGGUGCAAAAAACCGAUUAACCUCGUUGUUGUCGCGCAUCCCAUCAGAAGGCGAAGCAAGCGCGGGAUAAUCCAAUUCUUGACGCGCCGCGGCUCUCGUAUAGACCGACAUUGUACGCGACUUGUUUAAUCCUGUGUAUUUUUAACGAGAUUUGACUUGUACAGCUUUUGACGAGGGAUGCGACGUUUUUCCGUGCGGCUGAUUUAUGCGUAUUCCUGCAGUGAAUGUGUGUUAAGGGGGCGGUUAUUCUGCGCUAGAAAUAUUUUGAGCUCAUAUUCUCGUUACUGAGAAACGGCGAGGUUCGGCGCGAAGCUACAUUUAUUUCAUACCGUCGUGCAAAUCUAACGUAAACAAGCCGUUCGCGCUUUAUUUACUCGGUUCUAUAUUUAAAUUUAUUAACUCGUAUUUGGACAGCAUUUCAUCAAACGAUGCAUCAAUACGGCAAAUGAAGCUGCGCGGGAAAUGAUAAUGACGCCGAGGAUCGCGCUGCUUUCGACGAUACUGAUUAUGCGGGAUCGACGGGGCCCGGCGUGCCCUCCCAGCAGCAGCGGAAGAGCGUUCGCCAACACGGCCCUCGGAGCUGCGGCGGGCGCGUGCUCGUAGAGGCUGCGGGCGCGGCCUGGGGCGCCUCCGUGUGUACCUUAGGCUCCGCGCCGUCCGCUUCUUCGCUUGCAUCGCCAGACCGCUAUGAACGCCAGCGUCAACAUUGAGAGGAACUCGUGGCGUCUGCCUCCAGACGAGACCGUCCAGGUCGCAGAUCCACGCUCGAAGUCUGCCCAGGUAAAAGAGGAUUUGACUUACUCCGAUGGCGGUCAUAAUUGGCGAAGUAUCAUCUUCUCCCUGCUGGUAAUCGGCGGCGUUAUCGCUGGUAUCGUCACCGCCAUUUAUCUGCUUGGCUACGUCGACGAACUUUUGUACUGGAGUGGAAGACGCUUGACGCUGGAGGAAUGCCUUCACGGUGACUUGACCCCCCACAGGCUACCGCCCACUUGGAUAUCGCACGACAAAUUCGUCUAUCAAGCGGACGACGGCUCCCUCGCCCUCCUCGACACCUCCAACAACUCCAUUUCACUCUUGGUAUCGAACCAUACUCUCAGGCAGCUCAACGUGCAGGGCUAUCAGUGCAGCACGGACCUACGUUAUGUGCUCUUCAAGCAUAAUGUCAAGCCGGUCUUCCGACACACGUUCACUGCUCAUUACACGGUCUACGAUGUCACGAACGACCACCACACACCCCUUCGGCUGCAGGCGUCGCCGCGAAUACAGCAGACGCGUCUACAGCACGCGGCCUGGCUCGGCAACACGACUGCCCUGCUGAUGGUCUCGGACAACGACAUCUACGUGCGCGGAUCCCCCAACUCGGCCGAGGACACCAGGCUCACGGACACGGGCCUUCCUGGGAUCGUCUACAAUGGGGUGCCCGAUUGGCUGUAUCAGGAGGAGGUGAUGCCCAGGCCCGACUGCACGUGGCCCAGUCCCGACGGCUCGCAUCUCCUCUACGCCAGUUUCAAUGACUCCAAGGUCAACGCACUGGAGUUCCCGUGGUUCGGCGCGUCGGUGAACUCGGAGACGGUGCGCAAGGGCGUGUUCCCGCCUUCGAGAACGGUGCGCUACCCGACGCCGGGCUCGCCCAAUCCCGAGGUCGACGUCUGGAUCGUCGACUUCACCAACGUCACCACCGGCUACAACAACGCCACGAACCUCACCAGCUCGACCCCCACCAAGGUGAAGCUCAAGCCGCCGCCGGUCUUCGAUGGGCAGGAGUACUACCUGAUCUCGGCCGGCUGGAUAGGCGAGGACUCGGCCCAGGUCGCGGUGGUCUGGAUGACGCGCUCGCAGAACCUCUCGGUGGUGUCGGCCUGCCGGGCGCCGAGCUGGGAGUGCGAGGAGACCCACUCGGAGCGCGCCCCUGAGGGCCAGUGGCUGGACGCCCAGCCGCACCCAGUCUUCGCCCCGGACGGCGACAGCUUCCUCCUGCUGGGGGCUGUGCAGGAGGGCGCCCAGGAGCACUUCACCCACAUCAAGCACAUCACCCUCACCCAGCAGAGGAUAGCCGUGCUCUCGCACGGCCGAUACGAGGUCAGCGAGAUUCUCGCCUGGGACACGAGGUCCCACCUGGUGUAUUAUUUAGCGACGAGGGAACGAAGCCCCGGGCAGAAGCACCUCUACGUCGUGAAAGACCCUAUCGCUGACGACCCUCGAAGGCUGGAGCCGCUCUGCGUCACUUGCGACAUCGCCGAUACCCAGCUGAAUAACCGAUUGUACUACACGAAUUGCACGCACUUCGGGGCGUCGGUGAAUCCGCCGCUGCUGGACGAGCAGGCGCAGGAGCCGAAGGACGACGAGGAGCUGGGCUACUACGUGCUCUACUGCGAGGGCCCGGGCCUGCCUCUGGCUGCGAUUCAUUCCAUGAGGACGCACAAAAUCGUCCGAAUCCUCUACGACACGAGGAUCCAGAGGGCAGAGCUGCUCUCGCAGCUCGCUCUGCCCAAGAGACAAAGUUUCGAGGUGCCGCUACCCCAGGGCUGGCGGGCCCAGGUCCAGCUUCUGCUGCCGCCGUCCUGGCGCGAGGAGCUGCGCGACGCAGCUUUCCCAGUCCUGGUCGAGGUGAACGGUCGGCCGGGCAGCGCCGCGGUGACGGACCAGUUCCGCGUCGACUGGGGCACCUACAUGUCCAGCCACAACGACGUCGUCUACGUGCGGCUGGACGUGCGCGGCGCCCGGGGCCAGGGCAAGCGGGCCCUCUACCGUCGCAUCGGCGGCGUCGAGGUCCAGGACCAGGUGACGGUGCUGCGGCACCUACUCGACACCCUCAAGUACCUCGACGAGUCGCGCGUCGGCGUCUGGGGCUGGGGCUACGGCGGCUACGUCACCUCCAUGGUCCUCGGCAGUCAGCAGAACGUCUUCAAGUGCGGCGUCGCCGUCAACCCCAUCGCCGACUGGCUCUACUACAAUUCGGCCUUCACGGAGCGCGUGCUCGGACCGCCCGCGGAGAACUACAAGGGCUACGUCGAAGCCGACCUGACGCAGCGCGCGAGACUCGUGCCCAGCCACAGUCUCUACCUGCUCCACGGCAUGGCGGACCUCAGCUCGCCGUACACCCACGGCAUGGCCUUCGCCAAGAGCCUCACGGAAUCCGGCGUCAUUUUUAGAUACCAGAGCUACGCGGACGAAGACCACGCUCUGUCAGGCGUGCUAGAGCACGCCUAUCAUUCCAUGGAGGACUUCCUUGCCGAGUGCCUCGCCCUGGACGCCUCCUAGUGCCUCAGAUCGACUAUCUUCCUCGUCGGCCGGCAGCUGAUCAGCCCUGCACGCCCCGCACUGCGCCUGAUAAUACUUACUACAUUCACAGCUGGACUACACCAUCGGAAGCACCGACGUACACCUCCACCACUACCGACCCUCAUAAUACGACUCGUACCCGUCGCACCCGACGAAGACGUCUGCGACGAUGCUACUACUGCUCCUAGCUAUCGUUCUCCCUUUGCUAGGCUCACGCUCAGUUAAUUAGCGCCGGUCGCGUGUCUCUAUGCACUCUCACGCGGUAUCUGCUCAAUAUCGCGAUCACCAACAUCAUAUUGUGUUAUACUUAAACGGCGAGAAAGAUGCCAAUUCUCGCGCGCAUCAGCGGGGCUGCAGACACGCGCUGACAGAUCGAGAACGUGUGCGUAGACAAGAAAAUUAGCCGGGAGAGUGCGUGCGUUACUUACAUGCUUUGCGUUAUGCGCGCCAUACUUAUAUACAGUGUGCCUGCUGGUUGUGUGUUUAUUUAAUAAUAAUGCGAGAGAGAGAGAGAGAGAGAGAGAGAAAGAGUGAGGACGUAGACGUUCCUAAAUAUGCAUUAACCCGCGCAGCGCUGCAGCUUGAAAUACACGACAAAUAAGCGAGGUUUAGUUUUCCACUGUUAUCAGACGGAGGAUCCGCUGUGUAAAAAUUAAAAACGAUCGUAUAUAUUGAAUCGCCUUUGUUAUUGCGCCGUGUGUUAUAUAAUGUAUCGAGGACUAGAGGUAUAUGUGUACAUAUUGUAAUUUUCAUGACUCGGACAUGUAUGUAUAAUCAGUCGCGCACUACGCGUUAUAUUCAAAAGUUUUAUGACGGCGUAGUAUUAUCAGUAAUUAUUAUUAUUAUUAUUAUAUUAUUAUCCUAAAGACGAUCGGCUAUGUGCGUACGUGUAUUGUUUGACGUUGCCAGUACCACACACUCACCCACGCGUGUGACUACUCUUGUUAUAUUACUACAAUAAUACACACUUUAUCGUGUGUAUCGGUUUUGAAACGACGAUCCGAUGCGCAAUUCUCGCCUCGAGUCGUCGUCCUGAUGUUUCGUAUACCUACAAUUAUACGUGCCCGCACUUUCUCUGUCUCACAUAUAUGUAUAUUCGGUAUCUGGACGUAACUGCCGUAUCAUCGCUAAUAAGUAUAUAAUAUGAAAAAAUAUACUCUUCGCGUCGUCCAGUAAACACACCCCGGCGACGAAGUUACGCGUCUGUGCGAGCAUCAGAGACAAAACAAAAACAAACAAACAAACCCCGCGAUACAAUCAAAGUGAAAACGAACUGUCGAUAUUUAGCAACUCCUCGUUUUUCGAGUACUAUUUAAAAAGUAAAAAAUAUACAUACAAAUAUAAUUAUACAUAUAUUCCUGAUGAUAUUAUAUGAUUUGUUUCAUCGCGUCGCGUUAUAAUAAAGGCUUUCCGCGUCUACAGUUGUGCGCGUAAUAGAGAGGUAUGUGCAGAGGAUCGUCGAUGUAAAAUAUCCGUAUAGGAGAAAACGUGGAAUACAAUACGCGUAUUAAAUAGACGAUAGAAAGAGAGCGAGUUAUCCACCUUCGGCCUCACCGUAAGACUAUAUUGUAUGCAGACACAAAGCAUGCAUAUUCGUGCGUACGAAAUUGCAUACAACACACUUUGAAAGAUAUUUGUAAAUAAUUGUUCAACGUGCAUUACACUAUAUUGUUAUUAAGAAUUAUUAUUAUCGUCAUUAUAUUAUAUUAUAUUAUAUUAUUAUUACUAUCGAGAAGAGGAAAGUGUCGAACUCUACUGUCCUUAUACUUUGAAUAGUAUAGUUGUUACUGUUAUUGUUAUCUAACUGUCAUCGUCAUCUCGUCACAUUCGUUCCUGUCUUCUCGUUAUUGUCUCGACUUAAUAAUUAUAUAAUAUCGACUAUGCGUCGCAUCAGCUCUUUUAUCCUCGCCCAAAGUGCGCUUCUAUAUUGUGAAAAAAAUUUGGCCAACGAGUCGCGAGCUCGUUAUAAAUGUGUAAAUUAGCGUGACGCAGCUCAGACGUGGCUUGCUUCAAAUCAAUCAUCAAUGAAAUGAAAAGUUUUAACGCGCUCCAAAAGUUUAUUUUAAGGAGGCAAAAUUGAAUUUUUGAGAAUUUUUCCAGCAACAACAACACAGUGUACAAAUUUUAUAUAUUUCGAAAUACGAUCGAGUUUGGAGAAUUAACCGCGUACUUAUGAGCGAGCUUGGAUCGGGGGACAGUAGCGAGAUUGACAUGGGAAGCAAAAUGAAUGAAUAAAUACAAAAGAAAAUAUCGCGCUCAAUGAGAAUAUAUCGCACGCCGCAAUUAAACGCUGUGUGCCAGCAGCCCUUAUAUGCCGACAAUCAAGGCUAGUGCAAGUAAUCAAACAAUAAAUAAAUGAAGAUGAAAAAAAAAUAUAAAACUACUAAUAAAAAAUAAUUAUUAUUAUCAUUAUAAUAUACUUAUAUCAUUAAAUACGAUCAUCUUGUACGAUAUCGCAGUAAGACGACAGUGGUACGCGACGCAUUGCGUAACGAGGGAAAAAGAUGUGGCUUGAAAAGUGGUUUCUAAAACAGUUAACGAAUAAAAGUAUAGACUAUAUAACUAUAUGAGAGUCAAGGUGAUGAUGCGACAACUCUUUUUCCUCUUGACGCGAGAGAACGAGCCUAUGAUAAUCGCUGAACUAUUUCGCGACCGAAGGAAGGUCUAGUUGAAUCGAGCUUUUUCCGUUUUUAAAACACUCGACAUAUAAAUAAUACUAUGCUUAUUUUCACCUAUAAGAUUCUUCGAUAUAGUUUUAGGGUAUACAUAUAGCGAGAGAGGUCAGAAAAAGCAUCGUUUUUGAAAACGAUAUAUCGAACGAUUCGACGAGAUAAUUUAUUCCGAUUGUUAUUUAUAUUAAACAUAACCAAACUUAAAAGCAAACUCAUGUGCAACUGUAGUCAAUGUAAUGUUAGCUAAUGACUAAGACAAACCGGUGCUGUUGCUAUUAGCUAAGUAUAAACACGAGCCAUGUGAUUAACAAGUUGAUGCACGAAAGAAGCGAAAGAGAAAAGGGAAGAAAAUAUUAAUAAAGAGGCGACAGUCGCGUUUAUGUAUGUUGUGUGAAUAGAAAAAAAAAUGUUAUAAGCAAAUCAAUCGAUCAUUCGUGUGCAUUGCAAUACGUAAGGAGAAUUACAAGGAGCGAUUAGAAGUCUUUCGAUGUGUAAAAUGAUUGUGUUUAUAUAAUAAGCUAUAUAAGGGCCGCGCGAGCGUCAUAUGCCUCGAUUCAAUUAAUUUUUCUUCGUCGGUUAUUGCCACGAUUCCAGUUUCGAAGGGUAAACGAAUGUGAUUAUCAUUUUACGAGUGAAAGUUGUAACGAAAGAAAUAAGAAUCGAAGAAAGUAUAAUACAGCAUAAGACAACAAGAAAAACUCUCAUGUUCGCAAAUUCACGUCAUAUUCCUUACGCUUCGAAGAAGAAUUUAAGAGAAAUUAUAAAUAUAAUAAAAACCGAGCUUGCGCGCAAUUACUACGGCAUACGGCACUAUAGCUUAAACUGGAGAUAUGAGGGAAAGAGAGAAAACAACAACAAUGAAAUUUGUUAAAUUCUCAGUUGUUCGGGGCGAAAGCGCGCGCGCGUUUCACGCUGUGACUUCGGUUCAACGUUUACCGAUUUUCCCGCCUUUUUCGCGCGGGAAAUCCGCGUUGUUCCUACCGAAGGCUGAUUAUAUUAUCGUAUAAAAUUUAGAGAAACACGCUUUUUCGGUAAGAUUUAUUAAAGUAUUAUUAUAAAAACAAAGAUAAAGAAAAUAAUGUGACGAUAGGAGACAAAAGCGAGAAAGGGGGGGAGAGAGAGAGAGAGAGAGAGAGAGAGAGAGAGAGAGAGGUCGAUGAAUUCGUGCUACGAUCAAUUAUUAAGUGUAAUGCGUAAAAGUUUGAGCGUUUUAGAAGCUGAGAAUGUAAUAAAAUUUUUAAGUAAAUAUGCGAAGAAUUUAACGCAAGUUUGGGGCUCUCCAUGAAAUUUCUACGAAACCUAUUCACGUGGCUGAAUAAGCACUCGGUACAUGAAUAAUUAUGUUCUAUGUUUGAAAAAAGGGGUUUCAUGUUUUUGUAUCACGCCAAAUUUUUGUACACUAGAGAAAUUUUAUUAUAUAUUGAAAAUUGAAAUAAAUUCUAUCCAUGACCAUAGUGUAUAUGUAAUUACUGUUUUUCAUUAUUUACGUGUAUCGUUAUUCUUUUAAGGUUUAAUAUAUAGUUGUGUAAACAAAAAAUUUUAAAGGAUGAGAAAGACAUAAGGGCAUUUUAUUUAUUAAUAUUUUCAUGGUGUAUAGUAGUGAUACGAUGUUUUAGACCGAAAAGAAUAAUAAUUGUAAAAAGUCACGACGUUAUUUGUAGAUAAUAGAGAAAACCAAUUGAUUUCGAUCUCUUUAAAGGAUAAAUUGAACGAAAGCUAAAUAAGCCAUGCAGCGAAAAACAUUUUCGGUAUAUAGUAGCGCAUAAAGAUAAUCCAUAAAGCUUUGAUAACAAAGACAGCCGCAAAUACGCUAUAGUAGGAUAUGACCGACCACCGAGAGGAGAGCGCGAAAUUCAAUCAAAAUCGUAUUAGGAAUCUCAAAUUUUCGAAUUUUCUACUCUACUUCAACCCCUCCACACGUCGUAUUAUCCGUAUAUAUAUAUACACACUCUAAAGCUAUAAACUUUAUCAUUUGUAAAAUAAAAACAAAACCAAUACGCGCAUGAAGAAGCUUAUAAGCAGCUGUACUGAUUGUCUUCUUGUAUAAACCGUCGUAAGAGAAAGUUGAAAAAUUUGAGCAAUCUAAACCACACGUUAUUCGAGAUAGGUGAAUUUUUACCGCGCGAAAAAGAAAGAAAUUCGUAGGCGGCGCUGAGAAUACGUAAAAAGUAUAAAUCGUAAUACAAAAAGUAUCUCGCUUUAAUCGUCGCGGUUUUUAAAGGAAGACUUUCGUACGAAUUUUUCAGACUCGUUUCCCCAAAAAAAAAAAAAAAUUCAUUAUACUGAUCGAGCAAAAGAAGUUGGGCAGCGAGCCUUUAAGUCGAAAAUUAUGUAGUAAACGUUUAAUAAAAAAAAGGAGGGCUAUAGAGUAUCGAUACUCGAAGAAGAGUCUGCGUCAAUUACAAUUACCAGCAAGGGAGACAGGAAGCUUUGAGUAAACGUACUUAAGCUCGUUGUAAUGUCACGUAUUAAAAAAAAUAAUAAUAAAUAAAUAGGAAAAAAGUAAUACAAUUAUUAGGAGAAAUGCGAAUAUUAAGGAUGUCAGCGCCGUCUAACUUGCGACUAUAGCACCAGUUAUCUUCCACCGUAACAUUCACGAGAUAAUCAUGUUACUAAGACUCUGCGUUUUUUAAUAUCAGCGAGACGAGACUCGGCCCAGGUAUGUCGGGCGGACAAAAUGUUUUCAAUAAACUGUUACAUUACCUGAA
This is a messenger RNA of Nasonia vitripennis (jewel wasp), 8744 nucleotides long. Its product is annotated as inactive dipeptidyl peptidase 10. Gene Ontology annotation, molecular function: dipeptidyl-peptidase activity; serine-type peptidase activity. Bases 770 to 3343 code for a protein of 857 amino acids. The record is from RefSeq and is a predicted model, not a curated record. The transcript has 15 exons. Gene Ontology annotation, biological process: proteolysis. Lineage: Eukaryota; Metazoa; Arthropoda; Insecta; Hymenoptera; Pteromalidae.